AUGAAAGCAAAGCAGAAGAGGGCCAACAGAAAGUCUUCCUCACCAACUGUACUAUCUGCUCUUGAAGAUAGUUCUACAACUUCUCAUCCAUCAUAUAUUUCAAAGACAACUGCAAAUUCAGUAUCUGUAUUGCAACGAGGAAAUAGCCAAGAAAGUAAGCCAUCACCAGAGUUACAUUUAAGAACAGAACAGGACUAUUACCGACAGCUGGAAGACUACAAUGAAGGGUAUCUAGUGGUCUUCAUGAUGGAGCUGGCCAGACUAGUCGCUGUCAAAGCUGACGUUCGCAGCAUAUUACGACAUACGGAUUCUAUACUAUUUGAAUCAUUAAAAUCAGGAAAGCUUGGCAGUUUGGGAUACCCAGUAACGCACGUACUUUUAAAGUUUGGAGUUUUUGUCUCCGAUGAACCUAUUGCAGUUGUCAGAAUGACAAGAACCAGUGCGGAAGUCUGCCAGAGUCUGGUAGACAGUUUCUUCGCUCCGUACCGUCGUCUGUUGAUGUUAGAGAAGAGACACAUACUUCUGGAUGCCAUCAACUAUAUGCUAAAGACCAGGUUCCCGAAUAGGAACCAAAGCUUAAAGAUAUUAUAG
Spodoptera exigua (beet armyworm) is the source of this 591-nucleotide messenger RNA. NCBI's taxonomy places the organism in Eukaryota, Metazoa, Arthropoda, Insecta, Lepidoptera, Noctuidae. The record is from the annotation of a GenBank genome assembly.